Messenger RNA from Eruca vesicaria subsp. sativa (arugula), 922 nucleotides. Lineage: Eukaryota; Viridiplantae; Streptophyta; Magnoliopsida; Brassicales; Brassicaceae. The record is from the annotation of a GenBank genome assembly.
AUGGCUAGAUUCCUCCUUCUCUGUUUCCUCUUCGCGUCGGCGCUGACGUCAUCCCUGACAUCUGCCGGAGACGAUAACCACGUCUACUCCCCAUGUUCAGAUUCCACCGUCGCGAUCGGCGAUGGAUUCACUUUCGGAAUCGCCUUCGCGUCGAAAGAUUCCUUCUUGGGUACCAACCGUUCCGUUCAGUACUCUCCCUGCGAUCGUCGCCACCUCUCUCUCAACGGCAACUCUGAGCUCGCCGUGUUCAGACCUAAAGUCGACGAGAUCACGCUCCUUACUAUCAACACCUCUUCUAGCUCCUCUAGUUACCGUCCGGAUGCUUCAAAGGGAUAUAUGGUAGCAUUCGCUGGUGCAAAAUACGCUGCAAGAUCAGUUCCAAUCAUGGUUGCAGACAACGAUCACGUCGUCACAAGCUUCACCCUUGUUCUUGAGUUCCAAAAGGGCAGGCUUGAGAACUUGUUCUGGAAGAAAGACGGAUGCUCCAAAUGUACUGGAGACGCGAAAUUCGUGUGCCUCAACAAAGAACAAUGCGCAAUCAAAAGACAAAGCUGCAAGAACCAAGGAGGACAAGUAGAUUGUAGCUUGGGGAUCCAAUUGGCGUUUUCAGGCACGGAUAAGCAUUACACCGCGUUGAACUCUUGGUACGAGGUUGCUAAUCUGCAGCAGUACUCGCUUUAUGGCCUCUACUCUAAUCUAAAGGAUUCACUAAGCAGCCAGUUCAGUAACAUCUUCUGAUGAGUUUUCUUUUUUCUCUUGUGUGUAAGCUUGCUACUUUUUGUAUUUUUUUGUAUUAUUUCUCUCCUGCUUUUGUGUGUUUUAAUUCUUGGUCUCUUGCUCACAUGAUUUUAUGCUAUAUUUAUUAUGUAUUUAUUACUUGGAUUGUAACUUUUCAUGAAGUUAAUAGUGAGAUAUAUACUUG